Molecule: messenger RNA, 1668 nt
Organism: Strongyloides ratti
Lineage: Eukaryota; Metazoa; Nematoda; Chromadorea; Rhabditida; Strongyloididae
Product: Varicose
Exons: 3
Coding region: 1-1668 (555 amino acids)
Cellular component (GO): plasma membrane; cell-cell junction
Molecular function (GO): protein binding
Source: RefSeq, a predicted model, not a curated record
AUGGAUAUUUCUGAGAAUUCAAAUGAAAAAAAUCAGAAGUCAUUUGAGGAGGCAUUCAAUACAAUGUUUGACAAUAUCUCUUUAGAUAUUGAUAAAGAAAAAAAAAAGGAUGUUAAAACAAAAACAAUAAAUUUUAUUAAUUCAGAUAUGCAAGAAAAAUUGGCAAAUACAAUUGUUGGUAUGGCAGAUUUUCGAGAUUCUCCGUUAUUUCCAUCAUCAACAUCAAUACAUGAUAAUUUAAUUAUUACCACAUCAGCAUCAUCUUCAAGUUCAAAGUCAUUAAGUGAACUUAAAUGUUUAUUAGAUAAACCAUGGAUUAAAGAGUAUCUUAAAUGUUCAGAAAAUAUUUGUAGAGACAUAUGUUCACAAAAACUUCCUGAUAUACCAUUUGAAGUUGAUGAUGAUGAAGGGAUUGCUGUUAAAUAUGUAAAAUUAGUUAAACAUAAUGAACCUCUUGGUGCUACUAUUAAAUGUAAAACAGAUGGAAGAAUUGUUGUAUCUAGAAUAUUAGCUAACGGUAUUGCUGAUAAAAGUGGUGUUAUUCAAGUUGGUGAUAAUAUUAUUGAAAUUAAUGACAUCUCAGUUAGUGGUAUGAAAGCUAAUGAGGUAGCAAAAUUGUUAAAUACAAAAAAUGAGAUAACAUUAAAAUUAAUUCCUGCUUUAAUGAAUUCAAAUAAUGAUGGAAAAAAUGUACAUUCAUUUUAUAGGGCAAUGGUUGGGUAUAAUGGAAAAAAUGACCCAAAUCAUCCUGUUCCAGAAGCAGCAAUUUUAUUUGAUCGAGGUGAUAUCUUAGAAAUUUUAGUUGCUGAUGAUCCAAUGUGGUUACAAGCAGCAAAUUUAGGAAAUGGUUCUCUUGCCAGUAUUGCAUCUAUGACAAAAAAAGAAAAUGAAAAUUUUAAAAUUGGUCUUAUUCCAUCAAAUAUAUGUUUUCAAAAAAUUGUUAGUUCCAUUGAAAGUGAAAGAAAAUUUCAAAGAAUUUAUUAUGAAAAUGUUGUUAAAUUUUUCCCAAAAGUUGAUUGUUGUAGGCCAAUUGUAUUAAUAGGACCUGCUGGUGUUGGAAGAAAUGAAUUAAAAAAACGUUUAGUUUUAUUGAAUAAAGAAAAGUAUAGUACCCCUGUUCCGCAUACAAGUCGUGCUAUGAGACCACAUGAAACAAAUGGUGUUGAGUAUAAUUUUGUUUCAAAACGACAAAUGCAACAAUGGAUUAAUGAGGGUCGUUUUAUUGAACACGGUGAAUAUAAAGGUAAUUAUUAUGGAACUCUUGAUCUCUCUAUUUUAUCAAUUAUAAAUGAAUCAAAAAUUCCUGUUUUAAAUCCACAACCAACAUCCAUUAAAUUACUUAGAAAUCAUAUUUUCAAAUCAAUUAUAAUAUUUAUUCAACCCCCAUCAUUUGAUAUUCUUAAAGAAACAAGACUUCGAAAACAAGCUAAAGCUUUAUCUUCCAAUCAAUCUGCUAUCUCUUAUGGGGCUGGUUUUACAGAUGCAGAUUUAAGUAAUAUGAUAACUUCUGCCGCAAAAAUUGACCAUAUAUAUGGGCAAUAUUUUGAUGCUAGAAUAGUUAAUGAUGAUCUCGAGAUUGCUUUCAAAAAAUUAAAAGAUAUUAUCCAUGCAUUUCAUACACAACCAAGUUGGAUACCAAAAGAUUGGCUUCCUGAUUAUCAAACUUAG